Molecule: messenger RNA, 1492 nt
Organism: Caenorhabditis elegans
Lineage: Eukaryota; Metazoa; Nematoda; Chromadorea; Rhabditida; Rhabditidae
Gene: fat-3
Product: Delta(6)-fatty-acid desaturase fat-3
Exons: 7
Coding region: 41-1372 (443 amino acids)
Biological process (GO): unsaturated fatty acid biosynthetic process; lipid metabolic process
Cellular component (GO): presynapse; membrane
Molecular function (GO): acyl-CoA 6-desaturase activity; oxidoreductase activity
Source: RefSeq, marked reviewed
UACGUUUUUCGGCCAUUUUAGCGGCCGCCGCUCAACCAAAAUGGUCGUCGACAAGAAUGCCUCCGGGCUUCGAAUGAAGGUCGAUGGCAAAUGGCUCUACCUUAGCGAGGAAUUGGUGAAGAAACAUCCAGGAGGAGCUGUUAUUGAACAAUAUAGAAAUUCGGAUGCUACUCAUAUUUUCCACGCUUUCCACGAAGGAUCUUCUCAGGCUUAUAAGCAACUUGACCUUCUGAAAAAGCACGGAGAGCACGAUGAAUUCCUUGAGAAACAAUUGGAAAAGAGACUUGACAAAGUUGAUAUCAAUGUAUCAGCAUAUGAUGUCAGUGUUGCACAAGAAAAGAAAAUGGUUGAAUCAUUCGAAAAACUACGACAGAAGCUUCAUGAUGAUGGAUUAAUGAAAGCAAAUGAAACAUAUUUCCUGUUUAAAGCAAUUUCAACACUUUCAAUUAUGGCAUUUGCAUUUUAUCUUCAGUAUCUUGGAUGGUAUAUUACUUCUGCAUGUUUAUUAGCACUUGCAUGGCAACAAUUCGGAUGGUUAACACAUGAGUUCUGCCAUCAACAGCCAACAAAGAACAGACCUUUGAAUGAUACUAUUUCUUUGUUCUUUGGUAAUUUCUUACAAGGAUUUUCAAGAGAUUGGUGGAAGGACAAGCAUAACACUCAUCACGCUGCCACAAAUGUAAUUGAUCAUGACGGUGAUAUCGACUUGGCACCACUUUUCGCAUUUAUUCCAGGAGAUUUGUGCAAGUAUAAGGCCAGCUUUGAAAAAGCAAUUCUCAAGAUUGUACCAUAUCAACAUCUCUAUUUCACCGCAAUGCUUCCAAUGCUCCGUUUCUCAUGGACUGGUCAGUCAGUUCAAUGGGUAUUCAAAGAGAAUCAAAUGGAGUACAAGGUCUAUCAAAGAAAUGCAUUCUGGGAGCAAGCAACAAUUGUUGGACAUUGGGCUUGGGUAUUCUAUCAAUUGUUCUUAUUACCAACAUGGCCACUUCGGGUUGCUUAUUUCAUUAUUUCACAAAUGGGAGGAGGCCUUUUGAUUGCUCACGUAGUCACUUUCAACCAUAACUCUGUUGAUAAGUAUCCAGCCAAUUCUCGAAUUUUAAACAACUUCGCCGCUCUUCAAAUUUUGACCACACGCAACAUGACUCCAUCUCCAUUCAUUGAUUGGCUUUGGGGUGGACUCAAUUAUCAGAUCGAGCACCACUUGUUCCCAACAAUGCCACGUUGCAAUCUGAAUGCUUGCAUGAAAUAUGUGAAAGAAUGGUGCAAAGAGAAUAAUCUUCCUUACCUCGUCGAUGACUACUUUGACGGAUAUGCAAUGAAUUUGCAACAAUUGAAAAAUAUGGCUGAGCACAUUCAAGCUAAAGCUGCCUAAACAAUCUGGGUGUUCAAAAAGUUUUUUCUUGUUUUUUUUAAAUUUAAUUCUUUGAAAUUAUUUGUUUUCCGUCAUUCUUCCUCCAUUCCCUUUUCUGGUAGAAAUAAAACCUUGUUUUUC